Arabis nemorensis is the source of this 2934-nucleotide messenger RNA. The record is from the annotation of a GenBank genome assembly. Lineage: Eukaryota; Viridiplantae; Streptophyta; Magnoliopsida; Brassicales; Brassicaceae.
AUGUCUCCGACGACGUUGAAUCUCGUUUUCUUCUCCUUCCUCGUUUUCACUCUGUUCUCCUUCGUUUCGUCUGACGAUCUCCAAGUCUUACUCAAGCUCAAAUCAACGCUCGCGAAUUCGAAUCCUAGAGUUUUCGAUUCGUGGAAGGAAAAUUCCGGUGCCGGUGCCGGUCACUGUCGCUUCACCGGAGUAACCUGCAAUUCUAGAGGAUCCGUUACAGAAAUCGAUCUCUCCCGUCAUGGUUUAACUGGUAAUUUCCCGUUCGAUUCCGUUUGCGAGCUCAAGAGUCUCGAGAAACUCUCUCUCGGAUUCAAUUCACUCUCCGGAAAAAUCCCCAGCGAUUUGAAGAACUGUACGAAUCUGAAAUAUUUAGAUCUCGGGAACAAUCUCUUCUCCGGUACUUUCCCUGAUUUCGCCGAUCUAAAUCAGUUACAGUAUCUGUAUCUAAACAGCAGUGCGUUUUCCGGUGUGUUUCCUUGGAAUUCGCUACGAAACGCGACGGGUCUCGUCGUUUUGAGCCUCGGCGAUAAUCCGUUUGAUCCGACGGUUUUUCCCGAUGAGGUUGUUACUCUGAAGAAACUCUCGGUUCUCUACUUGUCGAAUUGCAGCAUCACCGGGAAAAUCCCACCAGCGAUCGGAGAUUUGACGGAGCUUCAGAAUUUGGAGGUUUCCGAUAGCAGUCUCACCGGAGAGAUUCCGCCGGAGAUCGUGAAACUCACUAAACUCUGGCAGUUAGAGCUUUACAACAACAACUUGACCGGAAAAUUUCCUCCGGGAUUCGGAAACUUGAAGAAUCUCACUCACUUGGAUGCUUCCACGAAUAAUCUAGAAGGGGAUUUAUCGGAGCUCAGGACUCUGACUAAUCUCGUUUCUUUACAAAUGUUCGAGAACGGAUUCUCCGGCGAGAUUCCGCCGGAGUUUGGAGAGUUCAAGGAUCUUGUCAAUCUUUCUUUGUAUACAAACAAGUUAACCGGUCCUCUGCCUCAAGGACUCGGUUCUCUUGCCGAUUUCGAUUUCAUCGAUGCGUCGUCGAAUUUUCUAACUGGACCGAUCCCUCCAGAUAUGUGCAAAAAAGGGAAGAUGAAAGCUCUUCUUCUUCUUCAAAACAAUCUCACAGGAUCAAUUCCGGAGUCAUACGUCAACUGUUUGAGUCUGAACCGUUUCAGAGUUGCCGAAAACUCGCUAAACGGAACAGUUCCCGCCGGGCUUUGGGGCUUACCGGAGCUCGAGAUCAUCGAUUUAUCGAUGAAUCGCUUCGAAGGUCCGAUCACGGCGGAUAUAAAAAACGCGAAAAUGCUCGGAACGUUGAAUCUAGAGUUCAACAAGUUGUCUGAUGAGUUGCCUGAGGAGAUAGGUGAAGCGAAAUCUUUAACUAAGGUUGAGCUUAACAAUAACCGGUUUUCCGGGAAGAUUCCAAGCUCCAUUGGGAAACUUAAGGGACUUAGCAGUCUAAAGAUGCAGAGUAAUGGCUUCUCUGGUAACAUACCGGACUCGAUCGGAUCUUGUUCGAUGCUCAGCGAUCUAAACAUGGCUCAAAACUCGCUAUCGGGCGAGAUCCCGCACACGCUAGGAUCACUUCCGACGCUUAACGCUUUGAAUCUUUCGGACAAUAAGCUCUCUGGGAGAAUCCCAGAGAGUUUGUCGUCUCUAAGGCUUAGUCUUCUUGAUCUGACAAACAACAGAUUAUCAGGUCGUGUCCCUCUGAGUUUGUCAUCGUAUAACGGUAGCUUCAAUGGAAACCCUGGACUAUGCAGCACGACGAUCAAAUCCUUUAACCGGUGUAUAAACUCUUCAGGAUCGCAUCGAGAGACACGCAUCUUCGUCUUGUGUGUAGUUUUUGGUUCACUGAUCUUGCUUGCGUCUCUUGUGUUUUUCUUGUACCUGAAGAAAACCGAAAAGAAGGAAAGGCGAACGCUGAAACACGAAUCUUGGAGCAUAAAGUCGUUCCGAAGGAUGAGUUUCACUGAAGAUGAUAUCAUCGAUUCGAUCAAAGAAGAGAAUUUGAUCGGUAGAGGAGGUUGCGGCGAUGUGUACAGAGUAGUACUUGGUGAUGGUAAAGAACUCGCUGUAAAACACAUUCGGAGGAGUAGUACAGACAGUUUUACUCAGAAGAACUUCAGCAGCUCGAUGCCGAUUCUCAAUGAAAAGGAAGGAAGAUCGAAAGAGUUUGAAACAGAGGUGCAAACACUAAGCUCGAUACGGCACUUAAACGUGGUGAAACUCUAUUGUAGUAUCACGAGCGAUGACUCGAGUUUGUUGGUGUACGAGUACUUGCCUAAUGGGAGCUUAUGGGACAUGCUUCACACGUGCAAGAAGUCGAAUCUCGGUUGGGAAACACGGUAUGAUAUAGCUCUUGGUGCAGGGAAAGGGCUUGAGUACUUGCAUCAUGGAUACGAGAGACCGGUGAUUCACCGUGAUGUUAAAUCAAGUAACAUAUUGCUAGAUGAGUUCUUGAAACCUAGGAUUGCCGAUUUCGGUCUUGCCAAGAUUCUUCAAGCCAACAAUGGUGGUCUAGAUUCCACUCAUGUCGUUGCAGGAACAUAUGGCUACAUAGCUCCAGAGUAUGGAUACUCGUCGAAAGUGACUGAGAAAUGCGAUGUCUACAGCUUCGGAGUUGUGUUAAUGGAGCUAGUCACUGGGAAAAAACCGAUAGAGGCGGAGUUUGGAGAGAGCAAAGACAUAGUGAAUUGGGUUAGUAACAGCCUGAAGAGCAAAGAGAGUGUUAUGGAGAUUUUGGACAAGAAGAUAGGAGAAAUGUAUAAAGAUGAUGCAAUCAAGAUACUAAGGAUUGCAAUCCUCUGCACCGCAAGACUACCUGCUCUAAGGCCGACGAUGAGGAGCGUGGUUCAGAUGAUCGAAGACGCGGAACCGUGUAGAUUGAUGGGGAUUGUGAUUAGCAGAGAAAGUGACAUGAAGAUCAAAGAAAUAAGUUGA